This is a messenger RNA of Mangifera indica (mango), 2493 nucleotides long. Its product is annotated as two pore calcium channel protein 1. Gene Ontology annotation, molecular function: voltage-gated calcium channel activity; calcium ion binding. Gene Ontology annotation, biological process: calcium ion transport; transmembrane transport. The record is from RefSeq and is a predicted model, not a curated record. The coding region runs from base 102 to 2336 and encodes 744 amino acids. Lineage: Eukaryota; Viridiplantae; Streptophyta; Magnoliopsida; Sapindales; Anacardiaceae. The transcript is spliced from 24 exons. Gene Ontology annotation, cellular component: vacuolar membrane; plant-type vacuole.
UCAACGUCCAUUUUUCAGUUCAAGCUUUCAACAAAAGACUCGCCGUACAAGUAGUUGGGUAGUUAGUCGUUACCGGUGGAUUCAGUUUCCGAGAGUUGCAGAUGGAGAAGGCUCCACUGAUAAGCGGAGAAAGUAGUGGCACUAACACUAACGGCAUUCGGCGGAGAGAUCACCCUUCAAUCUUCACACGUCGCUCCGAUGCCAUCACAAGCGGUUCUAGCUACCAGAAGGCCGCGGCUCUUGUGGAUCUGGCUGAAGAUGGCGUUGGUUUACCAGAACAACUUCUUGAUCAGUCACAGUCGAGCUUCGACAAAUCUGCCAAGUUCUACUUCAUGUUUAUUAAGUUUGAUUUCAUUUGGUCCCUUAAUUAUUUUGCUUUGAUAAUCUUGAAUUUCUUCGAGAAACCUUUGUGGUGCUCAAAGAGUUCUCUCACACAGUCUUGCACUGAUAGAGAUUACUAUUAUCUUGGGCAGUUGCCAUAUUUAACUGGUACAGAGUCACUUAUUUACGAGGGUGUAACUGUCAUUGUGCUUGUGAUUCAUACUUUCUUUCCAAUUUCAUUCGAAGGGUCACAAAUCUACUGCAAAAAUCCUCUUAUUCGGUUGAAGGUCAUUUGCCUGUUAAUUUUGGUUGCUGAUUUUCUGGUAUAUGUUCUCUACUUGUCUCCACUAGCAUUUGACUUUCUUCCGCUUAGGAUUGCACCAUAUAUCAGAGUUGUCUUUUUCAUCCUAAACAUUAGAGAAUUACGAGAUAGCAUCUUCAUUCUGGCUGGAAUGCUUGGCACGUACUUGAAUGUCUUGGCACUUUGGCUUUUGUUUCUGCUGUUCGCCAGUUGGGUAGCAUAUGUAAUGUUUGAAGACACACAAGAGGGUAAAAUAAUAUUUACUUCAUAUGGUUCAACAUUGUACCAGAUGUUUCUUUUGUUCACCACUUCCAACAACCCAGAUGUUUGGAUACCUGCGUACAAGGCUUCGCGAUGGUAUUGCAUAUAUUUUGUUCUCUACAUUCUAGUGGGGGUUUACUUUGUCACCAACUUGAUCCUUGCUGUUGUAUAUGAUAGCUUCAGAGGUCAGCUUGCGAAACAAGUUUCUGAGAUGGAUCACAUGAGGAAAAGAAUAUUGGCAAAGGCAUUUUAUCUCAUUGAUAAGGAUAGUGUUGGAUCUCUCAACAAAGAUCAAUGUAUACAACUGUUUGAAGAGCUUAAUAAAUACAGGACUUUGCCAAAAAUAUCACAAGAAGAAUUUCAGUUCAUAUUUCAGGAGCUGGAUGACACCCAUGAUUUCAGGAUCAACUUGGAUGAAUUCUAUGACCUUUGCAAGGCCAUUGCUCUAAGAUUCCAAAAGGAGGAUGUUCCAUCCUGUUUUGAAAGAUUUCCAUUAGUUUACCGUUCACCAUUCUCUGAAAACUUGAAAGCUUUCAUACGGAGUCCCAAAUUUGGGUACAUAGUAUCCUUCAUUCUCAUAGUGAAUCUCGUUGCCGUUAUUGUUGAAACAACGCUUGAUAUAGAAAACAGUUCUGGACAGAAAGUGUGGCAAGAGGUGGAAUUUGUCUUUGGGUGGAUAUAUGUACUGGAAAUGGCUCUGAAAGUUUAUUCAUUUGGAUUUGAGAAUUACUGGAGUGAUGGUCAAAAUCGCUUUGAUUUUCUGAUAACAUGGAUAAUAGUUAUUGGGGAAACUGUAACUUUUGUGUCCCCUAAUGGUCUCACCUUUCUUUCGAACGGAGAAUGGAUCCGCUACCUGCUUCUUGCAAGAAUGCUAAGACUGAUUAGGAUCCUAUUGCAUGUCCAACGUUACCGAGCUUUUGUUGCCACAUUCUUAACCCUCAUACCAAGUUUAAUGCCUUAUCUUGGGAUCAUAUUUUGUGUCUUAUGUAUCUAUUGCUCUCUUGGUGUACAGAUCUUUGGCGGGAUUGUUAAUGUGGGGAACGCAAAGUUAGAAGAGACCGAUCUUGCUAGCGAUGACUAUUUCCUUUUUAAUUUUAAUGACUAUCCUAAUGGAAUGGUGACUCUUUUCAAUUUGCUGGUUAUGGGUAACUGGCAAGCUUGGAUGCAGAGCUACGCAGAAUUGACAGGAACUUCUUGGACCCUUGUUUAUUUUAUCAGCUUCUACCUAAUAACUGUUUUAUUGCUCUUGAAUUUGGUUGUAGCUUUUAUCUUGGAGGCAUUCUUUGCUGAAAUGGAUCUUGAGACUUCUAAAACAUGUGAAGGAGAUGACAAGGAUGAAAGAAUCAAGGACCAACGUGGAUAUGUUGUAGGUGCCAAAACUCGAAGUCAGAGAGUUGAUAGGCUUCUCCAUCACAUGCUGAGUGCAGAGCUACAUGAUUCUGGCGAUGCCUAGUUUGACUUCAGUUCACAUUCUGUCUUCAGUCCAAGUUCAUGGUAUAACUUCAUAGAUAAAAGAAGAUACUAGUUCAAAUUCAGUGGUAAAGAUUGUCAGGUAUUGCUAAUUUGCCCAUUGCUUAUCUGGUAAAAUGAAACCAAAUCCAUUAAUCAUA